Messenger RNA from Penaeus chinensis, 670 nucleotides. It is a transcript of the gene ND-B14.5B, whose product is annotated as NADH dehydrogenase [ubiquinone] 1 subunit C2-like. Gene Ontology annotation, cellular component: mitochondrial inner membrane. The record is from RefSeq and is a predicted model, not a curated record. Lineage: Eukaryota; Metazoa; Arthropoda; Malacostraca; Decapoda; Penaeidae. The coding region runs from base 24 to 389 and encodes 121 amino acids. Gene Ontology annotation, biological process: mitochondrial electron transport, NADH to ubiquinone. The transcript is spliced from 3 exons.
CCGUUCCCCACUCUGCAUACAACAUGGAGGUCGAGGAAGCCACAGAGAUCAACCCGGCCGACUAUUUCAACCCCGAUAGGGCGGGUCCUAAUCCCGGAAUCCUCAGAAAAGCAUGGUAUCCUACACUAUUUGCCGGCGUGGGCAUUGGCAUGGCCUGUUUUGUCAAUGCCUUCAAUAGGAAGCCAAUUUUUAGUGGUGCCCAGCAACAUGCUAUUGGCACAGCUGUGGGUUUGAUCUUCGGUAUUAGUGCCGAGAAAUGGAUUCAACGAAAAGCAGCACAUAGAGAUGCUGUGCUGUACCAGUAUAUUGUGUCACACCCUGAAGAUUUCCCCCCUAUUGAACGAAAGAAAUAUGCAGAUGUCUUAGAGAAAUGGGUGCCAAUGCGGUAAUUGUCUACAUUGUUCCACAGAAUAUCUACAGACUAAUAACUUACCUCUAUUUUAUAAAUAUGUGGCAGAGAAAUACAACAUUUGUCAUUACAUAAAUUUCAUGUGAAGAAGAAUAUUUGUAACAUUUUAAUGAAAGGGGAAAGUCCACAUACUUGUAUACUAAAUUAUUAACUGUGACUCAGCUGAAGGUGCGGGAAAUAGUCUUGUGGAAUUCCAGGGCAGUGGGCAUAAAUUGACUUUAGAUUAUAAAAUAUGUAUAUAUGAAUAAAUAUUUCCAUCUU